CGAAGACGGCACUCACUCACUCUCUCUCUCUCUCUCUCCUCUUUCUCUCUCUUUCAACUUCUGUCACACACCCUGAGGCAAAUCAGACACUAAAACACACACACACACUUUUCAAUCUCUCUCUCUCUCUCUUCUCUGAAAUCAAAAUCCCUAACCCCAAAAUGCCUCCUACGCCUCAUCCGCCGUCGCAUCACCACCCUCACUCUCACUCGCACUCUCCCCACCGUCCGAUCGACCCCAAAAUCUGGCGAGCCUGUGCCGGAAACUCCGUACAAAUUCCCAUCCUCCAUUCUAGGGUUUACUACUUCCCUCAAGGCCACCUCGAGCAAUCCUCCUCCUCCGCCCCUCUCCUCCUCUCCCCUCUCGUCCUCUCCAAGCCUCUCAUUCUCUGCCGCAUCUCCGCCGUCCAUUUCCUCGCCGAUCCCACAACCGACGAGGUCUUCGCCAAGCUCCUUCUCCUCCCCAUCCCCAACCACGAACCCACCAAUCGCCACGAGCCGCCGAACGACGACGUAUUUGACGACGCCAACGAGACCGAUAAGGUCGUUUCGUUCGCGAAGAUCCUCACUCCUUCGGACGCCAACAAUGGCGGUGGCUUCUCCGUCCCGAGGUUCUGCGCCGACUCCAUCUUCCCCGCGCUUAACUACCAGGCCGAGCCGCCAGUCCAGACGCCCUCCACGCUCUCCGUCACCGACCUCCACGGGGUCGUUUGGGAUUUUCGCCAUAUUUACAGGGGAACUCCGAGGCGGCACUUGCUCACCACCGGCUGGAGCAAGUUCGUCAACCACAAGAUGCUCGUCGCCGGGGACUCCGUCGUUUUCAUGAGGAACUCGAGAGGCGAGAUGUUCGUGGGAGUUCGCCGCGCAGUCAGGUCCACCGUGAGCUCUGACUGCGCUUCCAGGUGGAGCUCUCACAUUGGUGGCGGAGCGACGACCACAAUGAGGGUGAAGACAGAGGAUCAGGAAGGUUCUGGAAGGAAGGUGAUGUCGGCAGAGGCCGUGGUAGGGGCGGCGGAGAUGGCGGCGGCGGGAAGGCCUUUCGAGGUGGUGUACUAUCCGAAAGCGGGGUGGUCAGACUUUGUGGUGAAGGCCGAGGUGGUGGAGAAGGCUUUAAAUGUAUUUUGGUCGGCCGGGAUGAGAGUGAAGAUGUCCGUGGAGACCGAGGAUUCGUCCAGGAUGACUUGGUUUCAGGGCACCUUGUCGUCGGUAUCGAUCCCAGACAAUAGGCCUUGGCAGCGCUCCCCAUGGCGUAUGCUUCAGGUUACUUGGGAUGAACCUGAAGUUCUGCAGAAUGCUAAGAGGGUGAGCCCAUGGCAAGUUGACUAUGUUGCAUCAACACCUUCAAUUCAUACUGCAUUUCCCCCCGCAAAGAGAUUCAGAGCUCCUAUGAGUCCUGGGCUGCUGACCAAUGCAGAGGAAGAAUUCUUCUUUCCUGUGCCAGGAGCACCUAAUUCAACAAUGGGGCAAUUGAAUGCAUCCUUGUUGAACUAUAACACUUUUCCUGCUGGCAUGCAGGGAGCCAGGCAAGAUCUAUACUGUGUAUCUAAUCUAUCCCACUUGUUAAGUGAGAAUACUCCUCAGAUGUGCACUUACAAUUCCUUUGGCAACAAUGUGGUGCCAAAGUUGAAGAGGGUGUCUACUGAGUUGAACAUUGGCAGUUCACAGUCUGAUGAAUUAUCACCAGAUAGCCAGAGUAGUGUGCAUUCCUUUGGCACGGAACUGGAUGGAAACCGGUACUGCAACUCAACAAAGGUUGGCAGAAGUUCGUUUCAACUGUUUGGUAAGAUUAUUCAUAUGAACCAGCCUGUUGAAGGUGGUUUUGAUGAUGUUGGCUGCACUGAGGACAAUGGCAAUAAAGGGUACAAUGCAACUGAAGGUGUGAACAACCAACUGGAUCUUUCUUAUUCCAAACUGCUUGAAAGGCUUGAUGUUCAAUAUCAAAGAGCCUCAGCUGUUGAAGCUUGUUCUUUGUGAACCACUGGUGGCUGCUACAACAAAAGUUUCUGUACAGGCGCUCGAGGCCGGCAGGAAGCUGACUAAUCUGACUGUUGCAGUAGCUAUAUAUUUGUAUUCUGGUUAUUUUAGUUUGUGGUGUUAGACGUUGAAACAAUCUUGUAGACUUGGUUUUCCAUGUUCAAAAUCAAGCUAUUAAUGCUAAAUGUUUAUGAUUCAGAUUUCGUGCUCAUUGUUUCUUCUAAACAAGGAUUUAUCUGAUUAUAUGUAAUUGUGGUGGUUCGUCAUUCAA
Messenger RNA from Prunus mume (Japanese apricot), 2244 nucleotides. The record is from RefSeq and is a predicted model, not a curated record. Lineage: Eukaryota; Viridiplantae; Streptophyta; Magnoliopsida; Rosales; Rosaceae.